Messenger RNA from Ectocarpus sp. CCAP 1310/34, 20217 nucleotides. NCBI's taxonomy places the organism in Eukaryota, Phaeophyceae, Ectocarpales, Ectocarpaceae. The record is from the annotation of a GenBank genome assembly.
AUGGUCACCCUAGACCUCACGGCUAGUGGGGGCUCCGUGCAAACGUCAGGGGAAAUUGCCUACAAUGCCGACGCGACCGGCGGGCGUACUAGCGUCCAGGGCGUCCUCGAGGCCAUGAAAAACCUUGGCCCGGAUUACAUUCACAACGUCACGUCUACCUACGACCUCGUAUCCGGGUCGACCUACACCUACACGUGGAACGUAACCUUUUCGGCGGCCUUGGGCGAUGUUCCGGAGAUGUUUAUCGGAGAAGCCGACGCCGAUCUUUCGUCCGUCGGUGCGGACGUCUACAUCGCUACCGUGCAGGAUGGCAACGUCAUCGGUGGAGACUUUCGCCUGGGCUUCAGCGGCUACACGACAUCGACCAUUUCCUACGAUGCCACUGCGUCUGAGCUCGGCAAGGCUCUUGCUGACCUACCUAGCAUCGAUUCCGUCGAUGUGGAGCGUUUGGGCCCAGAUGACCAGGGUGGUUUCAACUGGACUGUCACCUUCACGAGCGACAACCAGGACGGCGACCUUCCCCUGCUUACAGUUGAAGCAGACGACAUCACGGCAACGGGCGCGCUCGUAGAAGUGUACUCGCUGGAGGAUGGCAGCUAUCUUGACGGUUUCGUGAAUGUUACGUUUGCUGGGAAUUCUAGCCAAGUUGCGGCGAACGCGACCGCGGAGGAGAUGCGGGUUGCCCUAGAGGCCCUGGGCACUGGAGGCCUGGCUGUCUCUAGAGAAGGCUACGUCUGGACGGUGAACUUUCUAGAGACGGAGGGAGACGUUGACAUCAUCGAGGUGCAUGGGCCGGACCUCACGGGAGACGGGAGCGCCGUUGUUUCCGAGGAGGUUCGCAAGGGUACCUGGCAGGAGAUUCAGACCAUCGCGGUCACUGCCGCGAACAACCUGUUGGCCGUGGACAACUCCUCGUAUUUCGUUCUUUCCUUCGGGGGUGAGGUGACCGGUCCUAUCUUGGCCAACGGCAAUGGAAGCUGCGAGCCCGCCGUUUCCGAGAUUCAAGUUAUAUCAACGUCCACAUCGGAUACUACUUCUGCGGGCGGAGAUGCGCACGUCUCAUACGGCCUAGCUUUCCAGCUGGUGUUCUACUCCAGAGACGGCGUGGUGACGUUGAGCGACACCAUUGAUGCCAACCCUGCGUUCGGCGAUUGUUCCGAGCCUGCAGGGUUCAUCCAAGACGCUCUAAGAGAGGUGGAAGGACUAAAAGGCGUUACUGUCAGCUCCAAUAGCACCAGUGCUGGCGAUUCUUGCGACUGGUUCGUGACCUUCACCGACACACCCGGAAAUCAGGACCAGGUAGAGUGGGUAGUGGAUGGCUGGGAAAAGACGGCGGAUAAUAAAAUGGCUGUGGUGAUCGACACCGAGGGACCGGCGUCUUCGGUAACCUUUGGGGAUGACACCGUGACGGUGGGGACGCUCGUCAACGGAACCGUUGACUCCAUCAAGCUUGAACUGGAACUACUCCCGGCCGUUGGCGAGGACAUGCACGAGAUAGUGGUCUCCAGGAACCGGUCUGGAACUAGCGUCCACCUCGGCGGAGAUUUCGCCCUGUCGCUAGAUGGGUCGAGGUCUCAGUAUCUCCCCAGUAACGCAUCGGCCAGGGAGGUUAAGCUAGCCCUCGAGGCGCUUGACACUGUGGGGACAGUGGAUGUCGAGAGAUACGACGGCGACGAGGAGGUGUACGCCGGAUACACGUGGAUAGUCACCUUCAACACCGACCUCGGCGACGUGAGUAGCCUCACCGCUGACACCAUGUCCAUGACCGGUUCAGCACCUGUCCUCACGGUUUCUGAAGGCGUCAAGGGCGUGGCCCCCUCCUUCGCAUCCCUGGAUCCCUACAACUCCUUGCCCCUGGGCUCGGCCACUCUGACCGACCUGUCAGACUUGUCUAUGUCCGUGGCGGGAUUGGAGGAAGGGGUCGCGUAUUACUUCCGCGUGACGGCGUCCAACUACAUCGGAUCAGGGCCUCCUGCGGUGGCGGAAACACCAUACGCUAUUCCUCUCCCGCAACCCAGCCAGCCCCCCUCCAACAUCACGGUAGAGGCAGUAGAUGGCAGCACCCUUAGAGUGGACUUCAGCCCUCCUUCCUCCACCGGUGGAGAAGAAGUCGACAGCUACCGCGUGGAGUACUCGACGUCCCCCUUCUUCGAGGAGGCCCAAGCCCUGACCGUCUCGUGCGAGUCAGAGCCGGAGGUGCAGGUAGUCACCACCAACGCCACCGCCGUGCCUGAAGUCCAGCUGUUGCACCUCAAGAUGGACGACAACUUUACCGCCGACUAUCCCGGGACCACUGUAUUUGAGGUCCAGGCAAUAAUGACUUUGCCCAUGCCUUCAACCUUCGAAUUGAACAAACAGGAAGUAUCGUGCGACGCUAGCGCGGGCACGUUCACGCUGACGUUCGACGGUGCAGAGACAGACAGCAUCAGCUUCGACGCCGAUGAAGCCGAGGUGAUCUCCGCUUUGGAAGAGAUCUCCACGAUCUCCGAAGUCAACGUCACCUUCAAAGACGGAGUUUCGCAGGCCUGUCAGGCCUACCCCUCGUCUCUGGGUUUCAACGUCACCUUUCUGGAGGCGGUUAACUACCGGGGAGAUGUCCCACUCAUGACGUCAAACAUCGACAACCUAGAGGGAGCUCGGCGCGCGGACGUGACGGAGGUGUCGAAGGGAUACGCGAGCAUGGGAGGCACGUUCAAGCUUACCUUCAACGGACACACCACGGAUAGCAUCAGCUACAACGCCCUCGCAGCCGAUAUUCAGGCGGAGCUCGAAGCCCUAGACCCGAUCGGCAAUCUCGGCGUCAACGUCACCUCGGCGGGUCUCAGUGCGCAGUACGAGAAGAUGUGGCGAGUGUCGUUUGUCGGCUCCACCGUGGAAGGCGAUGUGGAAGCGAUGCAGGUUCUGGACUACAACACCGCCUUGACGGGCAACGGUGCUGCGGUUGCAAUCUACGCGGAUGGAGAGGAGACUUCCUCGGACAGGCGAGGCGCAGACCCCUCGGUUGUCGGCAACCAGCUGUCAGGCACCUUCACGCUCACGCUGAGAGGAUGGGAGACAGAGGUGGGCAUCAUGGUGUUUCGGCAUGCUGUAUCCAAGAACAUCGACUUCAACGCCGCCGACACCGAGAUGGAACUGGCUCUUGAAGCUCUGCCCAACGUAGGUUCUGUGUCCGUCAACCGCAAGGGGCCCGACGGACAACUCGGUUACUCUUGGUAUGUCACGUUCGUGGAAAACCCUGGAUCAUUCCCAGCGGGGUCCGGGGACGUAGCUCUCCUGUCUACGGAUUCUUCUUCCCUGGGUGGGGAGGGGGCCUGGUGCACGGUGGAAGAGAUGUCUGCGGGCACCCCGGAGCUGUCGGGAGCGUUUAUCCUUGCGUUUACAGCGAGUGACGAUGGUGGCAGUGGCGGAGUGACGCGCUACACGGACGAGCUGCCGUACAACUCCUUGGCUGAAGAGGUGGAGGCAAGCCUCGAAGCCCUGGACGAGGUGGGCAACGUGAUCGUCACGCGGACGACGCACACCGACGGUUUCACGUGGACCGUGACCUUCUCAUCCUGCCGAGCAAAUGACACAUCCGGUGCCGACGUGUGCAAUACCGGAGACGUAGAGCUUAUUUCCUUCGCGGCCAACGGAAGCCUGUCCGGGUGUUACGGCGGGAGCGGGCCGGCGUCGUCGUCUAUGGUGGUGGUUAACGGGUCUGCCGGGGAGGAAGUCGACAUGGUGGAUCUUUCGGACGGUCCCCCGUACAGGUACGACAUUACGGGAUUAGAAGCCGGCACCGCCAUUUACGCGAGGGUGAGCGCCCACACGCUCAUGUCCUACGGGUACGCCGGCCUGUCUAAGCCAGAGUUCGCGAUUCCUUCGAAUGUGCAGCCAGGCCCCCCCCCGGCCGUACGCCUCGUGGAAACCUCCGAAUCAUCGAUCGCGGUUGAGUGGGACCAUCCCACCGUGGACGGAGGGGUAGACAUCGCCGGAUACGAGCUGUGGAUGGGAGAAUGGGCGACUUCUAGUUUCCGGCUUGUGUACGACGGAGUGGAUGACGAAGAUACUACGUCCUUCACUGUAGCCACCAGCAACUUCCCCGAGCUGGAGAGCGGACGCGCUUACCGUUUCAAGGUGCGGGCAGUUAACUACUGCUCGGCGGUGGACACGGGCAGCAUCUGCUACGGCGACUUUUCACCAUCAACGGCCUACACUGUCAGGGAACCACGGAUGCCCAGCGCGCCAACACAGCCCCUUCGGGAUUCUUUAACAAACCUCGGGACUGCUGCGAACGAUGACGCAGAGGUAGGGAUCCUGUGGUCAGCUCCCAUGGACAAUGGAGGCUCCGAGGUGCUGAGUUACAAGGUACGGUUCGAGGACCAGGCCGGAACCCUCACCUCGGUUGAUAUCGACGCCCGGGACGUGUGGGGGCCCCAGGACCUGCUGGUGUCCGGCCUGUCAGAGGGGGAACUGUACACGUUCUACGUGCAGGCCGUGAACGCGUUCGGCACGUCUGGGGCUAGCCCUGCUCUCACCGUCGUUGCAGCCCUCCGUUCAGGCAUGGCGGUGGGGGGUAACCAGACGUACGCAACCGUUUCACCCACGGUAUUGGCGGUUUCAUCGAGCGAGGUGACUCUCUCCUGGGCAGCACCCGUCGACACUGGAAAGUCUCCGGUCACAGGGUACCACGUCUACAUGUUCGAUGGCGUUGGUCUCAAUUCUCAGGUCGACCCGGAGCCUGUCAAGCAUGAGAUUCAGUUGGUGUCCCUCAGUGUAGAUGACCCUGUGCCAGCCAUCCAGGAUGUGUCGAUAUCGGACGUGGCCGGUGGUACCUUCACGUUGAGGGUCAUGGCCGACGCUCUCGGAGGAGAGAUUGAUGUCGAGACGGCGGAAAUUGGCUACAGUGCCUCCGCCGCCGCUGUCGAGCUCGCCCUCGAAGCGGCGUCUAGCGCGCUGGGUGACGUCGAAGUUGUGAGGACCAUUUCAGGAACGACAAUAGUAUACGAGAUAACCUUCGACGGAUACACUGGGGCUGUUGAGGAUCUCGUCGUUGACACCACCGAACUGGAAGCCAACUCGGGGGCAGUGGUCGCUGCAGAAGUAAUCACGGUGCAGGAGGGAACGGAGCCGCUACGGGGGGACUUCUCGCUCAUCUAUCGGGGCCACGAGACGGCCGCUUUGAGCUAUGAUGCCGACGCUACCGAGGCAAGUCGCGCAGCAGUCAAAAGACAACUGGAGAACCUGGACACAGUUGGAAUUGUCUCGGUCGAGAGGAACACUACCUUCUCUGACGGAGCGUUCGAAUGGAUGGUUACGUUCGAAACGGAACUUGGGGAUCUCCCCAUGCUGGAGAUCACUUCGGGAAGACUGACGGGUGGGGGGCGUGAGGCGACGGUAACCGAGACCUUGGCCGGGUCGGCAGCCACCCUAGUCUACGACGGCAGCGGCAAGCCCUCCGUCAAGGAGUUCACCGCCUCCGAUCUCGUGGAAGACUCGCUCUAUGCCUUCAAGGUGGUGCCCCUCAGCGUAGUGGGACGCGGAAUUCCGAGCGCGGCGAGCCCUACGGUGGUAGCCCGAGAGGGAGCGGUGGCAGCGCAAACCGUAGCUAGCGGGCCCUCUCUAGUUCAGGGUAUGGCCGGUGUCGUCCACGAGCAGCAGACAGUUACGGCGACGGCAACGUCUGGGAAUUUCUCUCUCAGCGUCUCGGGAGGCGACAUGGAAUCAGUCUUGAUCAGCGCCGAUGUCACCAGCGGUAGCGUCGCAUCCGAUGCCGAGAUCAGGGCAGCCCUCGAUGGCAUUGUCGGGGAGGUGAACGUUUCGAGCUUCAAUGCUUCUCACGGCGGACAGCAGGCGCAUGCCUGGACCGUGACAUUCAUGUCCAUCUCCGGAGAUGUUGGAGAGCUCCUUGUCAACGAGACAAACAUCCUCAGUGGCGAUGUUGCCGUCACCGAGAGGGUCAAGGGCCAAAGGAACGAGUUUGUCGUGUCUCCUCGCAAAGCGACUGGCGCACCGGUCACGGACGUCACGGCCGCCUCUGCCUUCGCAGCAGAAGGAUCUACAUAUUCAUUCGCAGGUGGCGACCUGUUUUUCACGGAGUUAUACAAGAUCGAAGGGGAUGGGUCCAUCGAGUGGGAGUCGGACGGAGGCGUGGCCAUGUACAACCCCACCGCCUACGAGACGCAGCGUCUGUGGAUUCCUUCGGGGUCAACGGGCAGGCUUUCAAGGAUUCGCACUUGUUUCCAAAACAUCAUGUUCCAAACCUACGGCGAGCGACAUCAAAGCCAUUGUCCCCUAGUGACCAAUUUUGCCUGUUUCUUGCGUGCAUUUGUUCAUCUGUGUUUGGCAUUUAUAAGCUUGUGCUUGAUGUUUGAGUGGGAGAAGGUCACCUAUACAACCGGCAAUGGCACUGGAUGCCCCGAACCAGAUGGUGGUGCCAUCGCGCUCAAGGUUGCAUUGGAAACGAUCGAUGUCAUUGGGGAGGUGGAUGUGGCAUACACUCGCGAAGAGGACAGCGAUGCCCAUGUCUACGAUGUCUGGUUCAAGACUCUCUUGGGCGACUUGCCCCUGCUGGAGUACGACGAGUUCACAACCGACCCGCUAGUGCCGGGGCACAUCAACAUCACCGAAACCUCUACGGGUGUGGCAGAAGUGCAGAAAGUGGUCAUUUCUUCCGACGCCGGGUUUGUUAGGGAGGUGCAAAGCCUGUCUUUGACCGCAGAUGACGCUUCGGUUGAUGUGUCGGGUAGCUUCAACAUCACCCUAUCCGGGGCGAGCAACACCGUUUUGGUGCCUUUUGACGCCAACGCCACCGAGCUCGAGGCGCUCCUCGAGGAGCUGAGCAACGUCUACGACGUUUCUGUUUCGGUCGUGGACAAGUCGGGCGGGAACUCGUCCGUUGACAGCUACAUGAACGCCACCCUCUGGACCGUCGUCUUCAACGAUCCCGUUGGCGACGUUCCCAGCCUCCUGGUGAAUGGGUCGAGCUUGGGUGGCAACUCCCCGCGAGUAGAUAUCGUGGAGGUGGUGAAGGGCGUCUCUCCUCUUGACGGCACUGUAACGCUUGCCUACCGUGAGGGGUUUGCCCAAGACCUGGCUUUCGAUGCCUCCGAGGAAGAGAUCAAAGCAACCCUGGAAGCAUUGGACACAAUAUCCACCGUCUCCGUCUCCAAGCACAACAUCGGUGCCGGCUUUGAGUGGUGGGUGACCUUCUCUGGAGAACUCGGAGACUUAGAACUCCUCUCCGCCUACCCGUACUCCUGGGAAGUUCAAUCUCUCCGCACCUACGGGGGAGACCCCACCCCCCUCGGCGGUUCCUUUUCGGUGGAAUUCGGCGGUUACACGUCCGGAGAUCUCCCCUACGACGCCUCCGCGGACGGUUUGAAGGCAGCUCUGGAGGCAUUGCCCGGGCCCGGGAGGGUGGACGUCGACAAAACUGUUUUGGAGAGCGGUAGAAAUGAGUGGUUGGUGACCUUCAGAGACCUGGUCGGCGAUAUCGAGCUUAUCGCGGUGGAUGGGUCGGGCCUCACCGGCACUUCGGCUACGAUUGAAACCACCGAGAUUGCCGCUGGGUCUAACAGCUCUCUGACCGGAGAGUCACCCGCCCUGGCGGUGGAAGAGAUGCAUUCCGGGAGGCCGAGCUACACGGCCAGCUAUCACCCUGUGGGCACUGGACCGUACCAAGUGGCGGUGACCCAGAUGCUGCCGGGUGGGCUGAGCGCGACCUAUUGGGACAACCAGUGGCUGUUCGGUGCUCCUGCCGUUCAGAGGGUUGAUGCCCAAGUCAAAUUUAGCUGGGGAACUGGCGCUAUCACCCCGUACGGGAGAGACUACGUGUCUGCUAGGUGGCGUGGAAAGCUUCUGGCCCCUUCGAGCGAGACCUUUACUCUGUACGUCAAGGCUGACGAUGGCGCUAGGCUUUACGUGGACCAUGAGCUCGUCAUCGAUGCUUGGGAAGGUGUUUUGCCAGGGGCCAUCGAGUACCGCGCAUCAGUAGACCUUGUCAACGGGACCUUCCACGACAUCGUGCUAGAAUACAGGGAGAACGAUGGUGCCGCCAGCAUCCAGCUCAUGUGGAGCAGCUACAGCACUGCGCCGGCGGUCAUUCCCGCGUCCGCACUGUUCUACACGACGCCUAUUUCGGGCUCGCCGUACAACAUUUCCGUCGUACCUGGGGCGGCCGCCUAUCCCUUCACCGAGGCCUUCGGGGAAGGGGUAACGACCGCCUCCGCGGGGGUGUUUGCAUCUUUUGUCAUCCAAGCCAAGACCCAGGAUGCCUGGGGCAACAACGAGACCCGCGACGUGGCGGACGAAGAAGGAAGCGCUUUCCAAGUAGAACUUAGCUUCGGGUCACGCACACUAGGACCCAGCACCAUGGGGGCCCCUGAGUAUAUCGGCGAUGGCGCCUACAGUGUCAGCUAUGUGGCCACGAAGGCCGGAAACUACAGCCUAUCCGUGAGGACAGCGGCUGGGGAGCACAUCUACUGCGGCCUUGCUCAGGAACAUGCGUGCUCCCCUUUCGAGGUUGUCGUCUCACCCGGUCCGACCACAGCUUCCACUUGCGAAGCCGAGGGGGACGCCUCUCCUGCCAUGGACUCCCUAGUAGAAGGGGUUGCAGGGAUGACGGGAUACUUCAACAUUCAGGCGAAAGACACUUUCGGCAACAACCGCCUUGAAGGGGGCGACGAGGUCUCGGUUCAUGCCGUGCUAUCGGAAUCGACGACAUCGUACAGGGGGACCGUCGUUGACAACGCUGAUGGAACCUACCUAGCAGUCUACACCGUUCCCCGGGCCGGAACGUACUCCAUGCGAGUGACCAUCGGAGGCGAGGCCGUCCAGCACUGCACCGCUCCCGUCAACAGCAGCACCAACUCCGUGCUCAGCCGCGAAUACGAUGGUAUCUCGGUCUACUCGCCGCCAUCGGGGUGCUCUCUGGACUAUCCCACCCUCACAGUGGUUCACGGCGACCUUCACACGCCGAGCUGCACUGCGGAGGAGGUCGCCAACAUCGGAGACGAGGGGCUUUCGAAGGCUGUCGUGGGUGUCCCAGCCAACUUCCAGGUUGUUUCCCGCGAUGCUUUCGGGAAUAUCAGAACUGGCGACUCUACGACGCACUUUGGGGGCUACGGGGACGGGAGCUCCGACGUUUUCAUGGCCACCCUCUCUGGCGCGAACGGCUAUCGUGUUACGACUUCUUCUGCCGUACAAAUCGUCACCGUCACGAACGGAACCGCGGAAGGAUCUUUCCGGCUGUACUUUGCCGGGUAUGUAUCCCGAGAGAUACCCAACGGAGCAAGCGCCGCAGAGUUUCAGGCGGCUUUGAUGGGCAUCAAGCAAGACCAGGCCACCGCUAGUGGGGGAGAGGAGAUCGUGAGCGCGACGGUAUCGCUGGAUUCGGAUGUCGAUUCUGGUGCUGUGGCGUGGCGGGUAACCUUCCUUUCUCACCUGGACGAAUGGAUGUCUGAUCCGCUUCAAGUCAUGGCCGCCUCAGACGGCUCGACGUCGAUCAGCGACAUGAUCACCGUCAACAAGACGGCGUCGGGGGGAGUGUACCCAAUGAAAUACACCCUCCACUACCGCGGCACGUAUGUCAUGAACGUCACCGGGGCAGACGGCCAGGUGAAGGGCGACUUCUACACCGAAACCAGCGACACCGAAGCAUCGUCCUCCACCGCGGAAGGCAUCGGGCUCUCGGGAGGGGUGGCGGGAGAGCCCCUGCGCUUCAUCGUCCAGGCCAAAGAUGAGAGGGAAAGAGAGGUCCAAGCCCUUGUCGCCUGGGCGGAGGUUGUGGAUGUCGUGCCAGAGGUGCAGAGCGUCGCUCUCCUAGGAGCUUCGGCCGAACCUGUCUACUUGUCCUUCCUGGAGCAGAACAUUACUGUAACGAUCGGCACAGACACUCCGGCGGACAUCCAGGCCUCCCUCGAGGCUCUCCUUACGAUCGGGACUGGAAACGUGGAGGUCACCAGCAACGUCGGACCAUCGACAGCUCUGGACAGUGGAGACACCUUCGCCGUAACCUUUACCGGUGUGUACGGGGAUGUUCCCCUCCUUACCCCGGUGCCGUCGUCGCGAGCGACGGUUACAUCGUCCACCGAAGGAGACGCCCCCUUCCGAAAGGAAACCCAAGCGUUUUCUUGCACGCUUGGUGCUACGGGGGACCUCGUGUUGAACUGGCGAGGAUUAGGGAACGUCACGGUGGCGGCGGACGACGACCUCAACGCGUUUGAAACUGUCGUUUCGUCGGGACUGACGAGUGUAACCGUCGUGGGGAGUGACACAACGGCGGUCUGUUCGGGUGAACUCGUGUACGUCACCUUCCAAGAGGCCCGCGGAGAUUUGCCUUCUUUGUCCUUCGCACCGGCGGAAGCCUUUUCCGGAACCGUGACAAUUUCUACAGCUGGAUCGCUAGAAGGGAUUGCCCCCCUGUGGGGAACGUUUGAGCUGGGGUACGGAGGAGAAACGACGUCUCCUCUCUACGCGGAUGCCACUGCUGAUGACGUGAAGGCGGCCCUUGAAGAUCUCUCUACCGUAGGAGGCGUUAGUGUAACGUUGGGGCACAUUGGCCUCUCCCUCGGGUCGGACGGUACUGCCUUCCCCCCGGGAGGCGAUGACAGCGGCAACGACAACGUGACGUCUCUCUUCCCUGUCUGGACGGUCACCUUCGAUGGAGAAUGCUCGUUCGAGAACAACGUGUGGACCUCCUGCCCAGCCAACAUCGGUGAUUUAGAGCCGCUUGUGGUGGACACGUCCGGAUUGGGAUGGGAGGAAUCUCCUUACAAGCAUCAAGCACCUCCCGAGAUUCGAGUGUACGAGAUCACCAAUGGCACCGCUGGCAACAAUCAGGUGGACGAGCGAGACUGGAACACUCUGGCUGUGUCCCUCUUCCUCGAAGACAACAGCACCGACAUCGCGGCUAUCGGCAUGAACGAGAAACAGGGAUUCACCUGCCACACGGAGGCGGGGGGAUCAAACUCGUCUGCUUACGUCGUACUCGAGUUCAUGGGGCAGAGUGCCACGAUCAAGGCUAACGCCACCAUUCCCGAUCUCGCCGACUACAUCAAGGAAAUGGCCCGCGACGCCGGCUUAGCCAACUCGGUGGUCAACAUCACGUCUCCUGCGGGACAAGCAAUGACGUGUGGAAUCCAUGGAGAUGAGGUGGUUAUUGAGUUUGCCGCCAACUACACGCUACCGGAGAUCGUUGUCACGGGCUACAACGGGGUUGCCGAUAUCAACGUGCGCGAGAUCACCAAGGGUAUCAACUCCAUUUCCUACCUUGGAGGGGGCAGUUACCUGGUUGAGUACACCCCUGUUGUCGCUGGAAAGUACUACCCAGUUGUCACCAUCGCCGACGAAGAAAUCUCGACCGACAUGUCCGGAGGGGUUACCGUUACACCGGCCAACGCGUCGGCGGUGACGUCCACCUUUGCCUCCGAUCGGGUGGCUUUCCAAGGCGUGCCCCACUACCACAGCCUGGAGAUCCGAGACCGGUUCGGAAACCUUCUCGACGGUUACUCAACCGAUGGAGGCUUUACCGCCACCAUUAUCGGUACCCCUGACGCUCGCGCCGGCGUGGCACCAACAACGGAAGAGCACACUUCCCAAGUUACUAUCGCGACGACGGUUUCAGAAGUGACAGACGCAAGCGGGAAGCUUUCGGCCAAUUUCACCCCCGAUAUCGCGGGGACGUACGUGAUGAGCAACGAGUUCACCGGGCCGGGGGGGCUUCUGGCCACGUUUUUCCGGACCAAAGAUUUCAUGGAUCCCGUACUUGAAAACUCGGCCUACGCGACUGAGGAGCCGUACCACGAGCCUACUUUCUGCCCUUCUACAAUGGUGGAAGGGUGUGAUUCGACAGAGCUGGUGUCCAGCUUGACCCUGGACUGGGGGACCGCUAGUCCUCUGCAGGCCUGGCCUGGCCUAGGCUUCCCUGCAGACUACUUCAGCGUGAAGCUCGAAGGCUUCAUCAUGGGUCCCACUGACGGAACGGUUUCCUUCCAGGCCACGGCGGACGACUUGUUCCGGUUCACAGUGGACGGGGUCGUCGUGAUGGACACCGUCUCGGCUGAGGGGGAUGCCUCUACGUCCAUCCUUACGGCAGAGGUGGACAUGACGAAGGGAGCUUUGCACGCCGUGACAAUCGAGCUGGUGGAGGAGCUAGACGAGGCAUCGAUGAGCCUCCUCUGGUCCUACGACGGCGCCGCGAAAAACUCCCCGACGGAAAUCCCCUCGUCGGCUCUUUACUUCACGAGACACCUCGCAGGCUCUCCAGUUACCAUCUCCGUAUUUCCCGGGGAGGUGACCGCAGGCACUUCUUCGUUCGAUGGAGACGGAUUGGUCGGCUGCGUUGCCAUGGAAGAGUGCUCCUUUACGGUCACGGGGCGCGACGGCGGCAACAACAUUCGGUUCACGGCCGGGUCAGACGAGUGGGACGUGGCGGUGGAUGGGGUGGGCGGCUGGGCCGCCGAGGGAAGGGUAGGAGAGUUUAUCCACUCGGAAGACGCGCCUCUGUCUGCGGUCGUCGUGUCGUGGUCGCCCGAGGACUGGACCUACGUAGGGAACGUGACAUGCGUGGCCGAAGAAUCGUCCUGCACAUCGCAGCGAGAUUUGAGCGACCUCAUACAGAGGAGCGACGCGAUAGUCAUCGCCGGGGAGACGCACGUGGUGGACCCAGACGUCACCGAGGCGUUUGAGUCUACCUCGCUGCCGCUGGCUUCCCCCUUCCUAGGAGCGUCGGGCCUUUACGAAGUCUUUAAAGUCGGUGACGACACGGGUAACUACACAGUUUCCUACACCCCGCUCGUUAGAGGUGACUACUCCGUGACGGUCAAGAAGCCCGCCGUUUGGGAAACGCAGCUGGUGCAGACAGUGGUAGAGGAAACGGGUGAUGACCUGGCUGGCACGUUUACGCUGGCAUACGAAGGCGAGAUCACCGUCCCCAUUGCCUACGACGCCAUCGGAGGCGACGUGGCGUCCGCCCUGGGCAACCUGUCAGCCCUAGCCGACGCCAACGUGACCACCGAGACGUCAAACUGCUCCACGCCCGAGGUAACCUGCGCUUGGCUGGUGAAGUUUGCCGGUCUGUACGGUGACGUACCGCUGCUAGAGGCCGACGUGGAAAUGCUCGAGGGAAACGCUGCCAGCGUGGCCAUUGCGGAGGAGAUCAAGGGGCAAGCCGCCAUGGACAUCGGUGGCUCACCCGCAACGAUUUCUGUCGUGCCGAACGAUGCCAGCGCCGGUCAAACGACCGCGUGGGGCCGGGGACUCUACGAAGCGACCGCAGGGGAAGCGGCCAGCUUCACGGUGCAGGCGCGGGAUGCGUACCAGAACAACAGGCUCGACAGCCAGAACGAUUCCGUGUUCCUUGCCCUGGCCUUCGCGCCGGACGCUGAUCCCGCCGACGUUCCUCCGGUGUACGGCACCGUCGUCCCGCAAGGCGAUGGAAGCUACAACGUAUCCUACACCCCGACGUUUGCCGACACAUACGUCCUGGCGGUCCUCAUGUCUACCGUCGUAGAAAAGCAGCAGUUUUCGUUCAUAUUCGAUUCGGACGCAGAAGCGUCUGGGGGUUUCACCCUCAGGACGGGGGACGGAGCCCAGCAGACAGAAGCGAUUUCGUACGAUGCAACCGCCGAUAUGGUGGCGUCGGCCCUGUCUGCUGUGGCCGGCAUCGGACCGGUACAGGUUACACGAGAGGUUACAUCGGUGACGUCAGGAGCGGCCAGCUGGUCGUACACGGUGGCUUUCAUGUCUGUUGUGGGAAACGUCGAACAGCUCACCGUUGGCUUUGAGGACCUAGAAGGUCUAUCGGAGCCUCCUUCUUUCACCACCAUCACGGAGGGAGAGGCUGAGCACAUUAAGACGACAGAGGCCUCUCUUCUCCCCGAGAUCCAGGUGGUGCGGGUGAGCUCGACCUCCAUGUUCAACACCACUCUUCUUGCUGACGACGGUUUCACCCUGUCGUUCAAGGGGCACACCACUGCCGCGCUUGCCGUCAACUCUUCCGCCCAAGAACUUGAAGCUGCGCUUGAGGAGCUGACCACCGUCGGUGGCGUCAGCGUCACAAGACAGGACGUGGCGGGGGCGUCUCUGUACGGCUUCGAGUAUGCGAUCGAGUUCGAGCCUUGGGGUGCUCACGACAUCGAGCACUACCUCAACUACGGGGACAUGCCUGCCAUGGUGAUCCAGCCCUCGUUCAGGAUGGCGCUGCACAACGUCACGGCGAGAGUGUACUCCGGCGGAACCCCCAGCGCCGAUGCCGCUAUCACUCAAGACGGCGCCUCUCCCUUCGCUCCGGUAGUGUCUCCGGGCGUCGUGUCGUGGGAGGCGUCUACGCCUGUGGACGAGGACGGCGUGGUGGACAAAGACGGGUUGAGUUCGGCCUACUACGAGGCGGCCACCUCGUUCCAGAUCGAGAGCCGCGACAGGUUCGGCAACCGCGUGUUCGACGGCCCCGUGAAGGAGGUCCAGAUUAUCGAGGUUUCUACCACCUUGGGCGGCGUGUUGGCCGGAUCUUUCGAGGUGUCCUACCAAGGCCACAGCGUCGGACUAGACGCCGGCGCAAGCCUGGCUGAAGUGGAAGCCGCCAUCGAGGGACUGUCAAGUGUGGGUGCAGUGACUGUGUCAACCGCGUCCGUUGUCAACUCAACAGCUUUCGGCGCCAGAACUGGGAGUGUUAUCCCUGGCUCCCCGUACGUGACGCCAUCUGCCGACGUGUCUUCGAUACUAUCGGAAGGGGACUGGCUCCGGUUGUGCGACGUCAACGACGGGUUCGUGUACGCCGUGAGCAGCGUCGAUGCAUCGUACCCUUACACCAUCACCCUCGACACCCCGUACGGUGGCAACACGGAAUCGAACUGCGAGAUGUUCCGACAAGGCAUGGCCGGCAGCGGCGCGAGCAGCUACCAGUACGUCGUCACCUUCGACUCCAACGUCGGAGACCUCCCGGCCCUGACCGUCGACGGCGCCGGGCUGACGGACGCGUCUUUCGGCAACGAGACAAAGGCGGAGGUAAUUUCUUGCAAUUGGCACCGCAGGCAGACGGUGUCGAUCAGCGCCGACACGGACGUCAGCGGGUACUUUGUGGUGGAGUACAUGGGCUUCCGUUCCGACCAGAUUUCCCACGCCGCGAGUGCCGCGGAUCUCCUGCAGGCGUUGACCACUCUGGAGCCAAUUUACACCGCUGGUGUGGAGCUGGCGGAAGAGUCGUUGGCCGGGGGCCUGCGCACAUGGCACGUGACUCUCGUGAGCGCCCAAGCCUACGAGCCGAUCUUCGCGGACGGAUACCUUCUGAACGGCACCAACGCGGCCGUUUCCGUCUACGACCAGUGUCCCUCGAGCGGUUCGGCCAACUGCACGGAUAGUGGUGUCUCUGCUUUCGUCGUGGGCUGUGUCGUGACAUCGGCGGCUGGCAGGGUGGGCUCGAGCUACACCGCUAGCCUCUCUGGGCCAGAGGUCGUGAGCGGCACGGUGGAACACACGAGCGAUGGCCUCUUUUCGGCGGAGUACAUCGGCCCUGUGGCCGGCGAGUACGAGCUGGAGGUAUCCGAGGCGAAGGGCUUCGGCCUUCUUGGCGAGUACUUCAACAACCGCUGGAUGUUCGGAGACCCAGUGGUCACACGCGUCGACGCCAAGGUGGACUUCUCCUGGUCUGACACGGAAACAAUUACGCCAACCGGGCAGGACUACAUCUCGGUCCGGUGGACCGGGUUCGCGCAGCCCGCGUUUUCCGAGCGCUACGUGUUCACCGUGGAAGCCAACGACGGGGCUCGCCUGUGGGUCGGCGAUCAGCUGAUGUUCGACAACUUCGAUGAGGACCUCGGACGGAAUGAUACCGGUCUCAUGUCCACCUUUUCCGCUACCACGGAAGACGAGCUUGUCGCCGGACGGCUCUACGCCGUCACGCUCGAAUUCCGUGAGAACUACGGCGCGGCAGAGGCACAUCUGCUGUGGAGUUCGGGCAGCCAGCCUCCAGAAGUCAUACCUUCCAACAGGCUGUUCUACGCAUCUGACCCGGUGGGGGACUCUCCCUAUUCGGUCACCGUCUACCCCCACAAGCCAUCUCAGCCGCUGGAGGUGGCCGUGGCCGUGGAGGCCUGGGACCAAGUGAAGGUUAGCUUUAUGCCACCGGAGAACGACGGUGGCGAGGCGGUGGAGGGCUACAUGGUGGAGUGGUGGUCGGCAUCGACGGCUUCAGGCGAUGGUGGCUACGGGAGCCCGGAGAUCCAGACCCUGAAGAUUGGGGGGGACGUCGACGAUGACGCCGGUGGCAACGUGUACGUGACAUCCCCGGGAGGGUAUAAGUACCCGAGGGCACUUAGUUGGGACAUGUCUGCCGAGGACCUAAAGCUGGCCUUGGAAUGGACAUUCGACGUGAGAGAAGUGACGGUUUCGUACGCAGAGAACUCCAACAGCACGCGCAGCUACCGCGUAACCUUUGAGUCGGAGCUCGGCGAUCUCGGUGCCAUGGGCCUCGACUCCACCGACUUGACGUCCUCAACUGGGUUCGUACACUCGAUCGUCUGCCACGAUAGCUCGACCGCCGUUGCUCCAGGAACAGGCGGGGCUUCUGUCGGAUGCCUCGGAGCCACCGAUUCUCAGGCUUCGUCCGAACCGGCUGGUUUCGACGUGAGGGUGUCCGCUCUAAACAGCGCCGGAUACGGUCGCCCCUCCGUGACAGUAAACAUCAAGGUCACAUUUUUUGUAGUUGACUACUCGACCGACGAGGACUUUGCCGUAGACAGCACGGUGCGGAUUGAGGGCAAGACGACCUUCUUCCUCAGCGACAGGAGAUUGGAUAACGGCACUACCCACGGAGUCUACGAAACAGAUAUCACUGGCCUGCAGAGCGGCAUCCCGUAUUUCUUCCGGGUGUCCGCAUCCAACGCAAUCGGGGAGGGAGAGGCCAUGGUCACAACGCCGGCUUACCUGGUCCCGAUGACGGCGCCGGACAUGCUUGAGUACGGCGCGGGCGUAACGUUGUCGACCCUUCCCGCUGGCGACGCCGUGUCGGUGACGGAUUCGUCGACCUCGCUGCACGUGUCCUUCUCGCCUCCCCCGAAUGACAACGGAGAUGCCGUGGACGAAUACUUGGUGGAGUGGUGGAUGGCUUCAGAGCCCGUCCGAAGCGAAGUGCAAGUGCUGCGACUGGCUUCGACGGCUGUGUCCGUUGCGAACGACACAUUGACCGGAAAUUUCCGGCUGUCGUGGGGGGGCGGCGGAGAGGAAACAGACUACCUACCUGCCGAUGUUGGGGAAGUGGAGCUAGAAGCGGCCUUGGAAGGUCUACAGGACGUUCGAGACGUUCAGGUUUCCCGCGAAGUAAACACUGCUUCUGGGUACAACUGGUCGGUGACAUUCCUGACCGACGUGGAGCCGUCCGCAACUUCGAGCCGGCUGGUGGUUUCCUACAACGGCUUGGCCGGUGCUCUCGGCGCCGACAUUACGGCAGAGGUUGGGUACGACCUCAUUGCCGGACUGCCGGGCCACUCCGGGGUAGUGACGGUGACCGCCUUGGGCGGGGAGCGCAACAUCUCUGUGCUUUCCUUACAGAGCGGCAUGCUGAAGGCAGGGCUAUUCAUCGAGCUCGCAGGAGAAGCGUACGAGAUCGAGGCGGUGGAUGCGUCAAACGAAACAAUCUCGCUGGUCGAGGCGUACGGCGGACCGAACGGAAACCUAACCGCCAACUACGGUACCUCCGUCAGAGGCAGGAGCCCCUCCACCCUCCUGUCUGCAACCAUCCCCGCAACGCUAUCAUCGUCCGUGGCAUCACCGAUUAGUGAUGGCAACGGAGGCAUAGCCACCAACUCCAACUCUUCUUCCCUGUGGUACACCAUCACCGAGCUAGAGACCGGAGAGCCGUACUUCGUCAGGGUAUCCGCGAAAAACGCCAGAGGUCUCGGCCUACCCAGGGGCUCGAACCCGGCGUACCUGGCUCCACCGAAGCAGGUCCCGGCGAAUCCCGAAGGGGUGCACAUUUUCCCGGAUUCUUCGAACUCCCUCAGGGUACUUUGGAACGCCCCGUCCGCGGACGGCGGGUCCUCCAUUACCAAGUACAAGAUCGAGUGGGACCCCGAGGAGUCCUUCGGCUCAGGAGGUGAUGGUGGUCCGCUAGGAUCGCACCAGAAGGUCGUGACCAACUCCUCCCAGUGCAGCUCCUCCCCCUGCGAGUACACGGUCCCCAGCCUUGCUAAGGGUUUACCGUACCACGUCCGCGUGUUUGCGUACAACCAGGCUUUCAUCCUUGCCGUAACAAAACUAAACGUUCGCAUUUUUUCGUACGAUAAACGCGUCCAGGAGGGUUUCUCGGUGUCCGGUGCGCUGUCGAGCCCGUUCAACGAAGCGCCGUGCACCCAAGCAUCGCCACCCCCGGCCGUCGACGUUCUCCCCGCCUCAUCCACGUCUCUCCUGGUUGCGUUCGAGCCCUCCCUUGACGACGGAGGAAAGCCUAUCACCAAGGGACUUGUGACAGACACCAUUUCUAUCGACUCUUCAGCCGAGGAGGUGGAUGAUGCUCUCAAGGCGCUGCCCACGGUUCCAGGAGGUCUCCAAGUCACUCGGGAGGGGCCGUCGUUGAGCGGGACGGAUGCGGUGGUCACCUCGUCUAGGUGGAUCGAGGGAUGGAGGGGCUACGAGCAGCAGGUGGUAUCUGUGGCGGCGACGAACGGUUCGCUAUCCGGAACGUUCCGCCUGCGGUACGGGGAUCAAGCCACUGUGCCCCUGGAUGCCAACGCCUCCGCCGAAGCGAUUGAGGCGGCACUGGAAGGACUAGGAUCGGGAAUGCUGGGAGAUAUUGCUGUUCGACGGAAAGCGGCUGCAUCUGAAACUGUUACACAAGCCGAUUCUUUCCAGUGGACGGUCAUCUUCCUAUCCGAGUUGGGCGCUCUGAGCACCCUAUCAACGGACGUUUCAAGCGUCAUCCGGGACGACUUCGAUGCAUCCAUCGAGGCGAGGGUGACCCACCUGGUUACGGGUUGGCUGCCGCUCAUGGACUCGAGCUUGAAGGGCUCGACCGUCUUCAACGCUUCGACCAACUCGUCCCAUGAGCAGUAUGAGGUGACGGGGCUCGCAAAGGGAGCAGCCUACCACGUUCGAGUGAGCGCGUACAACGGUGUGGCGCUGUCGUAUGGGAAAACGGAGCCCUCGAUCCUCCCGGUCGUGCACCCGGGCGGCCCCCCUGAGCCGCCGUCUCGGAUAGAGGUGGAGGCGUUUUCGCCAUCCUCUCUGGCCAUCUCUUGGUCUCCCCCUAACGAUGCCAUGGGGGGCGAUGUUACCGCGUACCAAGUGGAGUGGGAUGGCGCACCGGGAAUCAGUGAGCAGCAGUUCAUCCGAAUUUCCAACGCGGUUUCCGGAACGUUCCGGCUGUCUCUGGAUGGGGCGACGACUGCCUCCAUUCCACACAACGCACUGGCCUCCCGGGUAGCGUCCGCCCUGGCCUCUCUUCCCAACGUGGCGUCACCGGUGGAGGUGACCAAGGAGAGCUCGGCAGCAGCAUCGGCUACGGCUACGGCUGCGGACUCUACGGUUUCCUCUUGGAGGGUGGCGUUCGUCUCCAACAUCGGUGACCUCCCUCUUAUGGCCGUGCAGGCUUCCUCGCUUCGAGGCGUGAGCGUUUCAGCCACGGUUGAGGAGAGUGUCAAAGGGGUGCUGCCGCCGUUCGACCAGGGGACCGUUGGGAUCAACGUCAUGCCGCUUGGCUUCGCAGAGGUGACCUCCACAAGCGAGGUGCAGGUGAUCACAGCGGCGGCAACCGCCUCCGACUUGGAUGGGUACUUCUUUGUCGGAUUUGAGGGCCACUGGUCCGAGCGGAUCGCUUACGAUGCCACCGCUGACGAGAUGGCCUCCGCGCUGGCCGGCAUCCCCGCUGUGGGACAAGUCCAGGUGUCUGUCGAAAACGCCUCCUCCAAGGACCCAAGCUACCCCUACACCGCGGGGCCAAGCGCACAAGGGCUCUCGUGGUACAUCACCUUCCCCCCAGCAGCCGGCGACGCCUCGUCGCUGAUCGUCAGCACGGGGAACGGUCCCGAUUCGGUUCCAGGAUCGGUCCUCGCCUCGGCAGGGACCUUGAGCGGCACCGAUCCAUUAGUAACUGUCGCUGAGUCCCGCAAGGGAGGCCUCAUGACAAGCAUAGUCACCCCCGAGGAAGCGGGGUUGGAGGUCGGGACUGGGUACUCCGUGAGGGUGAAGGCCUAUAAUGGCAUCGGGUGGAGUGAGGUAAACCACUGGAAGAGAAUGCAGCAUUAA